This is a messenger RNA of Scutellospora calospora, 135 nucleotides long. NCBI's taxonomy places the organism in Eukaryota, Fungi, Glomeromycota, Glomeromycetes, Diversisporales, Gigasporaceae. The record is from the annotation of a GenBank genome assembly.
UUACUACGUUCAUAUAAAGAUGAAAAGGAAGAGUUAGUAUGCUAUUAUUUGAAACUUUUAAAUCUUGAAUCUACCAGUCUCGAGCAUAUGGCUCAUAAUGAAGAUUUGAGUUUAUUUGAUCUUUAUUUGCAAGCC